CCCUUUCUCUCCUCCUCUGAGUGAGUCACAGGCUGCAGUGUGGAAGCAGUUCGCCUGUUGUCUCACGCUGAUCGUCUGUUUUCUGCUGCGCUUCAGAUAUCAAUGCGACCGGCGUCUUUGCAGGUUGUAAUGGAAGUCUGAUGCUGCAUUGGUGACAUGCUCUGGCCGUCCUGAGGGAAGCGAGGAGCCUUCUCUCUCUCUGCAGUGUUACGCUACAUCUGGACCGCCCUCGUGUCGUUCGGCACACAGACAAAAGUGACGCGGGCUGUUUCAGUGGUACUUUCGAACAGAUCAAGAGAGUACACGGUUGAAAGGACGGAGGAGGAAUAAAGGGAAGAAGAAGAGAAUCCGAGGAGCAGGAGAACCAGAUGCCAGAGUUGCUGAGGAUUUGCAGGACAGCAACUGAUGCAGUGAUUGUUUCAGCUCAUUUCCGGUGUUGAUCGCUCUGUACUGAAACAUCCAGACAGGGAUGGCUGUGCUGGGGUGCAGCUUGCUUGUCUUGGCGCUUUUCUGUCAAAGCCAUGGCCACAAUAUCGAAAACUUCAGGGUGAAGAGGUUUCAGGACAAUGCCUGGUCAGACCCAAAUGACUGCUCCAAUGUCAGAGAGCCUUUGGUCCUCUCCAAUCCUUACAAUUUUUCCCUGGAUAUUCGCCUACCAGGGGUGACUCCAACUGAGUCUGACAGCUAUUUCUGUAUGGCUGUUCCUGUCCCCACAUCACGGGACGCAUAUAUAGUGGACUUUGUGCCGCAUGCCAGUAUGGACACUGCCCACCACAUGCUGUUAUAUGGCUGCAAAAAACCUUAUGCCACCAAAGGCUACUGGGAUUGUGGGAAAGAGCUGGGGACGUGUCAGGAUCAGGCCAAGAUCAUGUACGCUUGGGCCAGAAACGCCCCUCCAACCAAACUACCCAAAGAUGUUGGAUAUAAAGUUGGAGCCGAUUCCAGGAUAACCUACUUUGUGCUGCAAAUUCACUAUGGUGAUGUCGGUAGUUUUAGAGAUCAUCAUAAAGACUGCUCAGGACUUACUUUAAAAAUGACUUCCAAACCACAGCCCUUUAUUGCUGGCAUGUAUCUGAUGAUGUCUGUGGACACUGUUAUCCCUCCAGGAAAGAAAGUUACUAAUGCAGACAUUGCUUGCGCAUACUCAUCGUUCCCCAUGUAUCCGUUUGCCUUCAGGACACACACACACAGCCUUGGUAAGGUUGUCAGUGGGUACAGGGUUCGAAAUGGACAGUGGACACAGAUUGGACGACAGUCUCCACUGCUGCCACAGGCUUUUUAUCCAGCGGCCAAUGCCAUUGAUGUUAAAGCUGGAGACACACUUGCUGCCCGUUGUGUCUUUACAGGAGAAGGACGAACCACAAAGACACGUAUAGGCGGCACCUCUAAUGAUGAGAUGUGUAACUUUUACAUCAUGUACUACAUGGACAACACACAUGCUGCGCCUUACAUGGACUGCAUGGACCACGGCAGUAGUGAGCUGUUCCAGAAAAUUCCUCCUGAAGCAAACGUUCCUAUUUCUGUCAGUCCAGACAACAUGAUGUCCAUGAUGCACAAGUCAGUUCCUCAUGAAGAUGUUGUGAAAGAUUUGCAGCUGCAGCAGCCCAUGAGAGAAGAAGAGGGUUUAGAUCAGGGUGACUUCUUUUCGCUUCUCUCUAAAGUGCUGGGGGAGAGAGAUGACAUUGUCCCUGUGCAUAAGUAUAACCCUGUGAAGGCUGCCCGAGCCCAGGCACGUCUGCUGGCAGAGAUUGAUAGAGUAAUGCAAAAGAAAGACAUGGGCUGGCCAUGGUUAGGCUCCAAAGCCAGAGAGGAUGCAGUUCUGGUGAGGGACAGAGUGCACAAGUUUCACCAGUUAGAGUCCACUGUCCGCCCCUCCAAGAGCGGGACAGGUGCGGCACAGGGGGAGAAACAAGGUGCAGAGAGUCAUCUGGUGGAGGUGGCAGACUGGCCUGAGGAGGAGCUGCAGUUGGGGCAGGUGGCUGGUUUGGCUCUGAACUCUGAUGAGAACCUGGUCAUCUUCCACAGAGGAGAUCACACAUGGGGAAUCAAUUCUUUCGACAGUAAUGGCAUCUACCAGCAGAAGUCUCUGGGCCCCAUUCAACAGUCCACUAUCGUGUUGUUGGAUCCAGUGAAAGGACGAGUGCUCAGAGCUUCCGGAAGAAACACGUUUUAUAUGCCACACGGAAUAACUACAGACAAGGAUGAUAAUUACUGGGUGACUGAUGUAGCGCUGCAUCAGGUUUUCAAGCUCAGCAGUGAUGGAAAAGAUCAACAGCUUCUGGUCCUCGGGGAAGCUUUCAAACCAGGAAGUGACAAAAGCCAUUUCUGCCAACCUACAGACGUGGCCGUGGACCCCGUCACUGGAAACAUUUUCAUCUCAGAUGGCUACUGCAAUUCCAGGAUCCUCAAAUUCUCACCCGAGGGCAGAUAUAUUACACACUGGGGGGCAGGCUUCUCAGACAGAAGACGGCGCGUCCCAUUCUGGAUCCCACACAGCCUGACUUUCCUGCCGGAUAAACGGGAGCUGUGUGUGGCCGACCGGGACAAUGGACGGAUUCAGUGCUUCAUGGCAGAGACCGGCGAGUUUGUGAAGGAGAUUAAAAAAGACGAGUUUGGAGGAGAAGUGUUUGCCAUUGCAUACUCGCCUUUGCAAGGUGGUCUCAUCUACGCGGUGAACGGAGAGACUACAUAUGGACGGGCUGCUCCCCUCCGAGGCUUUGUGAUCAGUUAUUCAACUAAGGAAAUCCUGGAUUCAUUCAGUCCAGACACACAGGAAUUUAAAUUACCACAUGAUAUUGUAGUGACAUCGGAUGGGAGUUGCUUCGUUGGAGAUGCAGGCUCUGAUUCUGUGAUGAAGUUUGUUCAGUCUGAGAAGACAGAACACCGCUCUGUUAAAAAAGGUGGAAUUGAGGUCCAGGAAAUUGAAGAAACCGAAACAUUUGUGCAGGCCAAUAUAAAGCCAUUACCGAAGUCUCCAGUGCAGUCUUCAGAGGUAAAUGUUCCGAAAAUCCAGGAGGUGCCUCCUAAACAGCAUCAACAGUCGCUGGAAUCUCCUAAAGAGGAGGAGAAACCACAGACGGUGACCAAUCAGAGUGCUCAGGGCAUGUCCCCCGCUGUCAUCACCGCUCUACUGCUCGUACCAUUGGUUGCUGUUAUCGCUGUUGCCGUCUUUAUCCGCUGGAGAAAGAGCCACAUGUACAGAGAUGAUUGUGAUGUGAAGUUGGAACCGUCAGGAUCAACAGGGGGAAUCUUGGGUAAACUAAGAGGCAAAGCGGCGGGUACCUUGAACCUGGGAAACUUCUUCGCCACCCACAAAGGCUACACUCGACACGGCUUCGACAGGCUCAGCACCGAAGGAAGCGACCUGGAGAAAGACGACGAGGAUGCUACGGACUCUGAGAACGAAGAGUACUCGGCUCCGCCUCCUCCCAUGUCGCUGCCCUAACAAGCAUCUUUCCGUGAAAGCUGACAGGUGUUCCCACUGGCGCCGUCAAGAUGUACUUUAAUCAUUUAUGUAAUAGUUUGUAUCAGCUGCCGAUACAUUUCAUUUUGCGAAAAUGUCCCCUGAGACCUACGACUGCCACUUUAAUUUAUGAUUUUUUUUAGACACCAUGUAGAAACGCGAAGCACUGGUCAUUUUGAGUAUAAAGACGUUCAUUUUUAACAGAGCGGUAAAGGUAGAAUAUUUAUUUUAUUUUAUUUGAAUAAUGAACGGUUUGUUGAUCUCUUCAGAUCGUUUAUCAGUCUAACAAUAAGCAUUACGGUGUAUAACCAAUUCAGGCAUUUGUUUCAUACCAGUUUGUUUUUCUGUACGGUUGUGCCUUUUUGGACUAUGUAUUUCGCCUUCCGCAGCACCUAUAUAUUACUACAAAUGUGCCACAUAUUUACAAGCUGCUAUUGUCACCUGUGAUUUAAGUUCUGUUUUGCUGCAUUCGAUUAAAAAGAGAAAAAGACGACUUAUUUAAGGCUGUAUUUACUAAGUUUUCAGAGCUAAUGUGAGGUGUCUGAUAUUUGUUGUGACAUACUGAGGUUUUAUUGCAAGAUAACUAUUUUCAGUAACAAUGUUAUUUGUGUAAUAAAGUGUUUGCAAAGCA
Molecule: messenger RNA, 4094 nt
Organism: Triplophysa rosa
Lineage: Eukaryota; Metazoa; Chordata; Actinopteri; Cypriniformes; Nemacheilidae
Gene: pam
Product: peptidylglycine alpha-amidating monooxygenase
Exons: 26
Coding region: 470-3445 (991 amino acids)
Biological process (GO): peptide metabolic process
Cellular component (GO): extracellular region; membrane
Molecular function (GO): protein binding; copper ion binding; peptidylglycine monooxygenase activity
Source: RefSeq, a predicted model, not a curated record